AUGGCUGACGCUUUAAUUGGAAUCGUGAUUGAAAACCUCGGAUCUUUUGUUCGAGAGGAGAUUGCAUCCUUUUUGGGUGUUGGAGAAUUGACCCAUAAGCAAAAUGAAAACCUCACCACAAUCCGUGCUUUGAGCCGGAUUCACAACAUACUAAAAGAUGCCGAAAAGAAGCAGAUAACAAGCAAUGUUGUGAAACAAUGGCUGCAGAAAUUGGGUGAUGCUGCUUAUGUACUUGAUGAUAUAUUGGAUGAAUGUUCAAUAACUUCAAAAGCACAUGAAGGCAACAAGUGCAUCACCCGUUUCCAUCCAAUGAAGAUUUUGGCUCGUCGCAACAUUGGAAAGAGGAUGAAGGAGGUUGCUAAAAGGAUUGAUGAUAUUGCUGAAGAAAGGAAAAAGUUUGGAUUUCAAUCAGUGGGAGUCACGGAGGAGCACCAACGAGGAGAUGAUGAAUGGAUCCUAACUACUUCUGCUGUCACCGAACCAAAAGUAUAUGGAAGAGACAAAGAUAAAGAGCAGAUUGUAGAGUUUCUUAUAGGGCAUGCUAGUAACAGUGAAGAACUCUCUGUCUAUUCCAUUGUUGGUGUUGGCGGACAAGGAAAAACAACACUCGCUCAAGUGGUCUACAAUGAUGAAAGGGUUCAAGAAAUUUUGCAAAACAAAAGGUAUUUGCUUGUUCUUGAUGAUGUGUGGAGUGAUGACCAAGUGAAAUGGAAUACGUUCAAGUCUUUGUUGCCAAAUGGAAAGAAAGGUGCAUCAAUUUUGGUCACUACCAGACUUGAGAUUGUUGCAUCCAUCAUGGGAACUAAGGUUCAUCCUUUAGCACAGUUAUCUGAUGAUGACAUCUGGUCGUUGUUCAAACAACAUGCUUUUGGAGCAAAUAGAGAAGGGCGUGCAGAGCUUGUGGAAAUAGGCCAAAAGUUAGUGAGAAAAUGUGUGGGUUCACCUCUUGCUGCUAAACGGCUUCCCCCACUUGGUAAAUUACCUUGUUUAACCACUCUUUAUGUAUCUGGAAUACGAGAUGUAAAGUAUAUUGACGAUGACAUGUAUGAAGGUGCGACCAAGAAGGCUUUUCCGUCACUAAAGGAAAUGUCGUUACGUAAUUUGCCAAAUUUAGAGAGGGUGUUGAAAGCUGAAGGAGUGGAGAUGUUGUCACAACUUUACAACUUAAUCAUAAAUGUGAACUCUAAGCUUGCAUUUCCAUCCCUUCAAUCUGUUAAGUUUCUUUGUGCUAUCGGAGAAACUGAUUUCAAUGACGAUGGUGCAUCUUUCCUGAGGGUAAUUGCAGCUAGUUUGAAUAAUCUCGAGGAACUUUUCAUUCAAAAGUUUGAUGAACUCAAGGUACUACCUAAUGAACUCAACUCUCUCAGUUCCCUACAAAAACUAUUAAUUUCAUUUUGUCCAAAGCUUGAGUCUGUCCCCCAGUGUGUACUUCAAGGUUUGAGUUCUCUUCGAGUUUUGUCUUUUACGUAUUGCAAAAGCUUAAUAUCCUUGCCCCAAAGUACGACAAACCUAACUUGUCUCGAGACUCUUCAAAUCGCCUAUUGCCCCAAUCUCGUUUUACCAGCUAAUAUGAACAUGCUAAGUUCCCUUCGUGAAGUGAGAAUCAUCAGCGAAGAUAAAACUGGAAUAUUGCCAAAUGGAUUAGAAGGUAUCCCCUGUUUGCAAAAUUUGCAGCUGUACGAUUGUUCUUCUCUUGCAUCCUUACCACACUGGUUGGGAGCCAUGACUUCUCUUCAAACAUUAGAAAUCAAACGGUUUCCCAAGUUAACCUCAUUACCAAAUAGCUUUAAAGAACUCAUAAACUUGAAAGAGUUACGUAUUUCUAACUGUCCCAUGCUUAUGAACCGAUGCAAGAAAGAAACAGGGGAAGAUUGGCACAAGAUAGCUCACAUUCCUAGAUUGGAAUUGAAAUUUGACGUUGAACCGUGA
Molecule: messenger RNA, 1929 nt
Organism: Medicago truncatula (barrel medic)
Lineage: Eukaryota; Viridiplantae; Streptophyta; Magnoliopsida; Fabales; Fabaceae
Product: putative disease resistance protein RGA4
Exons: 4
Coding region: 1-1929 (642 amino acids)
Molecular function (GO): ADP binding
Source: RefSeq, a predicted model, not a curated record